CGUGAAAUAAAGCGGGGAAAGGGGAGCGAGCAGAGCAAAUUGGUGCGUACGAGAAAGAAAAUAAUAUAAGGGAAAAGGUAAAGAACUUAAAGAAAUAUGGCUGUAUCGGCAACUCCGCCGGUGCUUUCUCCGAGCUCGACACCGGGCGCAGGCGCUUUAUUCCGGCCCGACACGCUUUACUCCAGCCCAGCCGAGUCAUCGAGGCUAACCAGCAACAUGAUCAAUGCCUUCCUCACCAGCGGAGGAGGCGGCCAUGCGAGCAACAACGGUUCCAUUGGAACCACCAGUAAUAGCAGCAAUAACGAGUGCAAAAUGGUUGACGUGCACGGGGUCAAAGUGGCCUCGUUCACCGUAGACGGCCAGGAGCUGAUCUGCCUACCACAGGUGUUCGACCUGUUCCUGAAGCACCUUGUCGGCGGCCUGCAUACCGUCUACACGAAACUCAAGCGACUGGACAUCUCGCCUGUGGUAUGCACAGUGGAACAGGUGCGCGUGCUACGUGGCCUCGGCGCAAUCCAGCCUGGCGUGAACCGCUGCAAGCUCAUCAGCCGUAAGGACUUCGAGGCACUCUACAGCGACUGCACGAACGCCAGCUCUCGUCCUGGCCGUCCUCCCAAGCGUUCUCUGGGAAUGUCCUUGCAGGAUGGUUCCAGGCUUCUCCCUCACAGCGUCCAUGGCCUUCUGUCCCCAAGCCUGCUCUCCCCUACAGGUCUGACAGCAGCAGCUAUGGCAGAGGCAAUGAAGCUGCAGAAGAUGAAGCUGAUGGCCAUGAACAGCAUCCAUGGAGCAAGCAGUCAGAAUGGAACGGAGUCUGAAAAUGAAGAGCUCAACUCCAACACAGGGGGUAGUGAGUCAUCCUGGGAUAAGGAAAAGUUGCAGUCACCCCCCUCAUCUGGAGCACAGCAUGGUUUGGCCCAUGCCAGCCUCUCUGGUUCACACCUCACCUCACUCCAGCAGAGCCACCUCCUGGCCAACCGUCUUGAUUUGCCUUUUAUGAUGAUGCCUCACCCCCUGUUGCCUGUCAGUCUGCCCCCUGCCUCUGUUGCCAUGGCAAUGAACCAGAUGAACCACCUCAAUACCAUUGCGAACAUGGCUGCCACUGCACAGAUGCACAGCCCCCUGUCCAGAGCUGGAGCAUCCGUCAUCAAGGAGUGUGUGCAGGACAGUCCAUCUCCAUCUCCUUCUCUGGAGGAAGACCCUCGUCCAGGUUCACAGCCCUCUUCCCAUGCCAGCAGCAGUGUGUCCAGCUCUCCACAUCCACAGAGCCCUGAGCACCUGGUGCUGAAUCCAACUGAUGGUGAGCUUGCAGACAGAGAGACUGCCAUUAACAGGAAGAAAAUCAUCAAAGAGAAAGAUGAAGCUCAGCUAGCCUUGCCCCUCCUGAAGUCAAGUUUUGAGAAGCUUCCUCUGGGUGCUCAGACUUUUCCUCCAGGCUUUCCUGCUCCAUUCCUCUUUACUGAGGGCCUUUCCUCUGUUGAAACAUUGCUCACCAACAUCCAGGGCCUGCUAAAGGUGGCAGUGGACAAUGCACGUGUGCAGGAGAAACAGGUGCAGCAGGAGAGGAAAGAGCUCAAGAUGGAGCUGUACAGAGAACGUGAAAUGAGAGAGAGUCUGGAGAGGCAGCUCACUUCUGAGCUCCACAGCCGAGCUACCAUCCAGAAGCGUCUGAAAAAGGAGAAGAAGGUGAAGAGGAAACUACAGGAUGCUCUGGAUUUCGAGUCAAAGAGGAGAGAACAGGUGGAACAGGCCCUCAAACAAGCCACCUCUGCGGAGAACCUCUGCAUCAGUCUCAAUGAAGCAGCGAUACCAGAAGUGGAACCUGAACAUAAUGGCAGUCAGCAGGACUCAGCCAUACAAGAGAAUAGACCCUACUCCAAGCCUCCCAUUAUGUACUGAGAUGGAUGUGCAGCUCCUCUUUAUGUCCCUCCCUGCCAUGAGAUGACUUCUGCUAUCCUUUUGAACUUCUUGACACUGACGUUGGGGUUUUCACAGGGGCAAGUUCUGAAGUUGAUGACCA
Messenger RNA from Neoarius graeffei (lesser salmon catfish), 2017 nucleotides. It is a transcript of the gene dacha, whose product is annotated as dachshund a. The transcript is spliced from 12 exons. Lineage: Eukaryota; Metazoa; Chordata; Actinopteri; Siluriformes; Ariidae. The record is from RefSeq and is a predicted model, not a curated record. Bases 97 to 1896 code for a protein of 599 amino acids.